UUUUACGGAAAACACUCCUCGUUCAGUCGGUUUGAGGGUAAAAUAGGCAAAUCUGGGUGUUUAAAUCACACAGGUAGCCGUGCAGUAAUCAGAGGGCGAGGUGUUUACCUUCAUUACAGCUAGAGUAAGCUAUUAAUAUAUAUAUAAUUAUCUGUUGCUUCGGUCAGUAGGUAGGUUAAUAAGUUGUGUAUGAGCGGAUCUGAUCUAAACCUCUACAGAAACAUAAAACACCGAAUUACAGCUGUGUGGCAGUAUAACCUUCAUCCUGCUCUUCCUCUCUGAAGUCUUCCUCCUUGUCCUCCAUCAUGGACUUCCUACAGUUGAGGCACUUGAAGCGGAAGCGGAAGAGUAACUACAGUGUGCGGGAGACGCAGACCCUGAUCCGAGAGAUCCAGCGGCGGCGAGACGUCCUGUUCUCGAGGCAGCAGAACACAGCGGUGAACGAGCUGAAGCGGCGGGCAUGGGAGGAGGUGGCAGAAUGCGUGAACUCACUGGGCGAGGGCGAGGUGCGCACGGCUGGGGAGGUCAAGCGUCGUUACCUGGACUGGCGCACACUGAUGAAGCGGAAGCAGCUGCGGGCACAGCUGGCAGCUGGACUGCAACCGGACUAUGACCCACCAUGUUCCCCCGACAAUGAGGCCUCGCUUUGUGGGGAGCCGGCACAGGAACCGUGCAGCUUUCAGAAAGAAGCGCAGGGAUACUGGCAGGACCUACCAGACCUCGGGGAGAACAGUGUCCACUCCGGGGUUAAAUUGGAGGACUCUGAGGCUAGUGAUUACAAUCUGGACGGUGGUGUUGGAGACAGUGUUCCAGAUGAGGUAGAAGGUGAAGGUGAAGGAGAUGAAGAUGACGAAGAUUGCUUCCCCUCCAUCCUAACAGACGUGGACAGAGACGAGAAUGUUCCAGAAGAGUUUACCCACAUCGAUGAGUUUGGUGUCCUGAGCUGCUCUAAGGCUUCUGCUGGACCGUCACUGACCAGAGACCUGGGGCCUGCAACACCUGGCACACCUGGAGCUUGUGCAGCCACGCUAGGCCUGUCUGCAGGAGACAGCACAAGCCUGCUGGUGGCGCUGGAGAGACAGCGUCUGGAGCUGGAGAAGCAGCGGAUGCAGUUGGAAAAGGAGAGGCUGCAGGUGGAGAAGGAGCGCCUCCUGGUGGAGAAAAAGAGGCUGUGUCAGGCAGAGAUGGAGCAUGAGCGCCUCCAUCUGGAGAAGGAGCGUUUGGACUUGGAGAGAGAGAGGCUCCGCCUGCUCAUGCAACAGUCUGCACUCCCACAGCAAAGCCCCGCCACCUCCACCACUGCAGCCACACCCACCACCUCCUCCGCCCCCUCCUCAUCAUCCUUCCUGGAUGUGGAGAAAGACAAGAAGCCCGUCUGGCCAGGGUGGACGGAUCUGGAGGGGGAGAAGCUGAAGCUGGAGAAGGAGCGUCUCCUGCUGGAGAAGGAAAGGCUACAGUUCUUUAGGUUUGAGUCAGGGCGGCUGCAGAUUGAACGAGAGCGCCUCCAGGUGGAAAAGGAGAGACUACAGCUGCAAAAGGAUGGCCAGCAGAUGGUGCUGCACUCGUGAGCCUAAAUUAGCGGUUGGUUUUGGCUGACCUGAGAUGUUUAGCUUCAGUCCUGGUCUGACACCUGUUCCAGGUAAACCAAUCUGAACAUCAGAACCAGGUGUGCUGGUAACGGUGAGAACAUGCAGCAAAGUGGCAUGCUUAAAGCGAUUGAUUGGUAAAAAUUGGUUUGAGUUCCUCCAGUUCCCUCCCCCUACCACAAAUGCAGUGGAUCAUAGAGACAUACACUACCAGUCAAAAAUUUUAGACCAUCCCCAUUUCCCCCCCAUUUUUUAGCCAUUCAAGCUCUUUAGGUCCUGUCAGUAGCCAGAAAUGGUACAAAAUCCUAUAUGCAAAAUUGUGAUGUAAACUGCCAGGGCCUUUAAGUAAAAAAAAGUUUACUAAAAACUUAAAAAAAAAUCAAUUGCAUUAUUGUACAAGCAUCAUAAUCACUAGACACGAAAAAACAGAUAACUCUGUAACUGUUAAAAGCAGAAGUCUUUUAUUUAGAGAAAUUACAGGUGAAGCCAGAGAGCGGUAAGAAGUAUUUCAUACACCUUUAAAAGACUCUUGGAAACUAGAGAAAACUGGUACAGGAAGACGUCUGGCUGACUCACAGGGCAACAGCUUUAGCCUUUAGCUCAGCUUACUAUGAUUGGACUAAGUCUCAGUUUCAGCAGUGAAGAGAAAAAUUAAAGAGAGGUCUGAUAGGUGAAUUAUCAGAAAAUAAAGUCAUUGAUAAGAGGAUCCAAUAAAAAGCAGCAUUUCUGGGCCAUAAAGCACUGCUGUUGGACAACAAAACAUAAACAAUAGGGGUGUUCGAAAAGUUUUGAUUGCUAGUGUAUAUGGUACAUCAGCUCACAGACGCAUUGUGCUGAUUUACGUCACCCCAGGAGUGAUAAGGUGAAAGAGCACUUUCUACCCAUCUAGAAAGAGCAAGGCCAGUUGUGCUCUCUCGGGGCUCCGGCAGCUGAUGGCAAGCUGCAUGCCUGGGAUUCAAACCAAUCAUAGUGGCAGCGCUUUAGACUGCUGGACCACUCAGUGCCCUUAAACUCUUUUUAAUACCUUUAAUUUCAGGCGAAACGGUCAAUGAGCAGGUGUCCCAAUACUUUUGUCCAUAAAAAACUGGUAGACAGUGUUGCUAUGGGAACAGGGGACAGUGAUCAAAAGCAUGUUCUUCUGGAACCAGUUAAACUGCAUAUAGUGUAUAUGAAUGGUGUUGGGUCAUGUUUGUGAGGGAAGGUGAGGAAACUAUGGGAUUAUAGAUUUUGCUGUAGCAUUGCUGCACCAGUCUGGAAGCAGUAUUUACCUUAUCCAGCACUCCAGCAGAGAGUGUGUGAUUGGAACUCGGCAUUUGUGCCGGAUGGAGGGAUGAGCUGAAGGAUAAAAUAAACUGUGCCUGAGGAUGGAGGGAUCUGACACAAGAGAAGAACCUGUACAGACUGAACUGACUGUUUUGGUGCUCUAGGAGACUGUGUGUGUGUUUUUGUUUGUUUGUUUGUUUGUUUGUUUGUUUGUUUGUUUGUUGCAGGUACAGUUCAGUAUUUCUGGUUGAUGCUUAUCCUGUCGUUUUCUGUUAUUCUGGGCAGACAUUAGGGGUUUACCACUAUUCAGGUGCUUCUCAAAAAGUUCAUCAAAGAGUAUCAUUGAAAAGUUACUUUAUUAAUUUUUUUAAAGUAAUUAUUUAAAUAAUUCAGUUCAAAAUGUGAAACUCAUUAUAUAGAUUUAUUACACACAGAGUGAUCUAUUUUAAGCGUUUAAUUCUUUCAUUGUUGAUUUAUUGUGGCUUACAGCCAAUUAAAACCCAAAAAUCAGUGUCUCAGAAAAUUAUAUUAAGUAAGACCAAUUGGUACUUUUGGCAGUGUGGGCAGUGUGCCAAGUCCUGCUGGAAAAUGAAAUCCGCAUCUCUUUAAAAGCUGUCAGCAGAGGGAAGCAUGAAGUGCUGUAAGAUUUUCCAGGAAAACCCUUCACUGCACUUUAGACUUGAUAUAAAACAGUGGACCAACACCAGCAGAUGACAUGUCUCUCCAAACCAUCAUCAAUUGUGGAAACUUCACACUAGACCUCAAGCAGCUUGGACUCUGUAUCUCUCCACUCUGAUCCCUUGAUUUCCAAGUGAAAUGUAAAAUUUACUGAUGAUCAGUAAUGGUUUGGAGAGUCACGUCAUCUGCUGGUGUUGGUCCACUGUGUUAUAUCAAGUCUGUGCAGUGUUUUUCCGGAAAGUCUUACAGCACCUCAUGCUUCCCUCAGCUGACAACUUUUAUGGAGAUGCGGAUUUCAUUUGCCAGCAGGAGUACCAGUUGGUCUUAUAUAAUAUUCUAAUUUUCUGAGAUAUUGGUUUUUGGGCUUUCAUUGGCUGUAAGUGAUCAUCAAUAAUAAAAUAAAUAAAAGCUUAAAAUAGAUCACUAGAUCACAUGUGUAAUACGUCUAUAUAAUAUUUUUUUUAAUACUGAAUGCUUUAUUUUACUGCGUUUAUUUCACUAAGUAAAACAUAACUAUACUGAAUGCAUUUAUUUAUUUUAAUUAACACUACAUUUCCUUUUUCCAUUUUUAGUUGAAAAAUUUCAAUAGCCAAAUAGUUUCCAAAAACAAUUUUUGUUCAUGCGUUCAUUUCAAACACUGAGUUCCCCUUUUAAUGUAUUGUCUGAUUACAGAACAGUACAGCCUUAAGUAAGAAGCAGCAGCAGUGAAUGUGACGUCUUAUAUGUUUAAUAUGGUAUAUUCGUCGGUGUAUCACUACUGUUAACACUGUGAUAGUGAGCCAUUAGUUCACCACUAUGGCUGGUGAUAUCAAAAUUGUGCUGUAAUUUUAUAUUCAUUAUUUCUUCACUGAAACAGCUGGAGAAAGUGUGUGUAAAGUGCAGACUGUACCGCAUCAGUGGCUGUUUGAGUAGAAGAGGAGAUAUUUUAUUAUAAUCAGAAUUAUUUGUUGGAAAGUUGUUAUUGUUUCUAUUUGUGUCUUGUUUUGUUGUUUUUCCACAUUCCUGUCUUUUCAUGUAAAAACUACCAGAUUAGCUUGUUUAUAGGUAGUGAAAAUGUAAGAAAGUAUGUUACUGUAUUUUAUUUAUGUUAGUUAUGGUAUUUUUAGGGAGGACACAAGUUUAAUCCAUAAUCAGCUACAGUUCCAGGUUAAACACGUAAAGGGUGUUUUGUGGCAGCAGAAAAUAAACAAACGCAAUCAAUUCUCUACAACCACAGAUACUACAUGCUUAAGUUCCACUGACAUGCAAAAUUCAUGGGACGUUAUAUUGAUCGUUAUAUUGAUCCCAUGUCAAUUGGAAACUAAAGAGUCAUUCAUUGCAUUGAACGUGGAUUGAAUGCACCAUCGGUCAUGAUCAUUAGCACCCACUGCACUGUCCACUGUGGGUGAUAAUGCCUUAUUUCUGGUACACACAUGACACUGUGAAUAGAGGAAUGUUACAUGACUGAACAACUUCAGAAAUUGUGAAUGUCUGCCUGUUCUGUUAUCUGGCACCGACUAUCAGAUCUCGCACAAUUUUCUUUCUUAAUCUACGUGGCUUUGCAUUAAGUACACUGGCCUUACUCACAAGACAACACCUCAUAACCUGUACCUAUGUGGAUGUUCCAAAUUUGUUUCCUAAAUUAGCACUUUUUGAUAAAUAGACUUACUACUAUCCCAUGACUUUUGGCAUUUUUCACAACUCUGAAAAAAUAUAAGACCAAUCAGACUGAAUCAGUUUCUCUGGUUUUGCUAUUUAUAGGUAUAUGUUUGAGUAAAACGAACAUUGUUGUUUUAUUCUAUAAACUACGGACAAUAUCUCACCCAAAUUCCAAAUAAAUAUAUUGUAAUUUAGAGCAUUUAUGCAAAGAAAACAAGUUCAUAUUCAUAAAGUUUUAAGAGUUCAGAAAUCAAUAUUUGGUGGAAUAACCCUGGUUCUUAAUUCACAGUUUUUAUGCAUCUUGGCAUGUUCUCCUCCACCAGUCUUACACACUGCUUUUGGAUAACUUUAUGCCACUCCUUGUGCAAAAUUUCAAGCAGUUCAGCUUGGUUUGAUGGUUUGUUAUCAUGCAUUUUCCUCUUGAUUACAUUACAGAGGUUUUCAAUUUGGUAAACACAAAGCAUUGUGUGUAGAGUGAUCUCUAUUUUUUUCCAGAGCUGCAGUUCCACACUGCAGGCUCUAAAUGGUUCUGUUCUGUUCUGAGAAUGCUUCUCGCUGCUGUGGGAUGGAAAUGAUGUCUCUCAGUAAUGCCUUGAGGACACCAGAGGGCACUCAUCUGUUGGACAGCAGUAAAAGCAAUGCACUUGGUAAUUACAUUAAUUCUGUAAUUACAGAUAAUUAACCUCCACAUAUUCAAAGGUUUCAGAAAGCUGAGCUUAAUAUAAUAUCAUUAAUAUAAUUUAUUGUAAUAGUACAUAGUCAAAUGCCACGGAUAAAUAUAUAACAUAUUACAAUGAUGAGAUUAUGGGUAAAUAACCCCAAAUUCAGUCAAUCAGCCGUGACAUGUUUGAUAUAAGAUUUUGCUAAUCUUUUUUUUGUUUCUAUAAAGUUAGUUCAGUUUUUCCCGUUUGUUGUGUGAAGGGGUUCAGUAGCUGCUGUUCUGUACCGAGUCGUCAGUAAAUGGAUAUGUUUGUUCAUAUGUUCACUGUCUGCCUUGGAGGUGAAAUAUUCUGUGUUUAAUUGUCAGAAUGGAACUAAAAAUAUAUCAAUGAGAUUUUUGGUCA
Messenger RNA from Astyanax mexicanus (Mexican tetra), 6229 nucleotides. It is a transcript of the gene msantd4, whose product is annotated as Myb/SANT-like DNA-binding domain containing 4 with coiled-coils. The record is from RefSeq and is a predicted model, not a curated record. The transcript has 3 exons. NCBI's taxonomy places the organism in Eukaryota, Metazoa, Chordata, Actinopteri, Characiformes, Acestrorhamphidae. The coding region runs from base 306 to 1568 and encodes 420 amino acids.